This is a messenger RNA of Onychostoma macrolepis, 3429 nucleotides long. RefSeq names its product TRAF3 interacting protein 2-like (gene traf3ip2l). The transcript has 7 exons. Lineage: Eukaryota; Metazoa; Chordata; Actinopteri; Cypriniformes; Cyprinidae. The coding region runs from base 1651 to 2049 and encodes 132 amino acids. The record is from RefSeq and is a predicted model, not a curated record. Gene Ontology annotation, biological process: humoral immune response; positive regulation of canonical NF-kappaB signal transduction.
GGUUCUUUGUUAAAAUGACUCAUAAGUGAGUCAGUUUCUUUCUUUUACAUGGACCUUGUUCAUUUGUCAGUCAUAAGCCUAUUGUCAUUAAAAUUGCCUCAUACUGUAUGUGAUGAGUUCUUUAUCAGGGGUCUUUAUCAACCUUACAGGAAAUGUAUCCAGCCUGUGCCAACCUGAUUAAAUUGCAAUAACUUUUGCCAGUAUACUGUCAGAUUAAGCAACCAGUUUCCAUUUUACAUUUUAGAAGAUGAAACAUCUAAAUAUAAGGAUUAGAUAAUGUUCAAAACUACACUUUGUAUAUCUUACUGUCCACUGACAGUCUAACGUGUUCUUUGGCUGGCCUUUUAAAAUUGAAAGAUGAUUGGUUGCCCCUACUAAAUGACCAAUUGCAUUUAUUUAGGAAAAGCCUUUGAUGAAACGUCAAAGAAAAGCAAUUGGAAAAAUCCAGUUUACAAUGUGCAUUAACAAAUUACUUGUAACCUACUAUUUUUUUUAUUUUAUUAUUAUUUAACUAAUUUUAAAACAUGAUUAAAUAGUUUUCAUGUCAAUUUAUGUUCACCCUUUGUUCAAUUUAUGUCCAUUUAAAACGUAGUUUCAGUUAUAAAAUUGAUCAUUUAUUGCUUCAUUUUAUUUAUAAAUGUCACUCCUAACCCUCCACAGAUUUUUGUUUGGCACAGUUAAUGGUGAGCUGUUGCCACACACAAAAGGCGGGUAGAAAAUGAAAUUUUACUAAAAAGAAAUGUUAGUGUACAUUUUUGUACAUGGUAGCAGUAAUUCAUCAAAUGAUGGAAAUGCACAUUAUAAAUGGUCAUGUAUCCAUAAUAAAAAUAUUUUACUUGAUCUGUUAAGUGCAACUCAAAUUAUCAGGUUGAACCAAUUAUAUGAAAUAAUAUUUUUAGUUUGAAAAAAUAAAAUCAGUUUAUUUGAGAAAAAUUACCUGACAAAACAUGUUUCGAGUGUAUGCAGCAGGGCUCAAGUCUGGGACAAGUGGAUUUUUUUAAAAGCACAAGUAAAAGAGGCUUUUAUGCCCAAGUAGCCUGAAUAAAAGGGCAAUAACAAAAAAUAACUAGGAAAGCACCGACAAAUUGAAAUGUGUUGACAGUAGCAAGGUUGUGCCCGUUGAGGCUCGCGCAGCCUGGCAGUGUGUGAAAGAGAGACUCAUGGAGAAAUCAAAACAAAUGAGCGCAACAGCACACACCAAAGAACUCACUGAACAAACGUACCGUGGUAAAACUUCUAAAUGUUGUGUAUGUUUAAGUUAAGAAAAGCUAUUACAUUUGCACCACAGAAUUUUUUUUUUUUUUUUUUCUAUUCUUGACAUGUAACUUUUGUACUAGAAAGUGAAUGACCGAUUUACAUUUCCAAAGGACAAGCACAUCAAGGCUUAAUAUUGAGCCCUAUGCAGAUUAAUGUCUCACUCACUUCAUCAUUUCAUGUCCAACAGGCUCUGAAAACAACAGACGAUCAGCCUUCACUUAUAGCCACACCUCUCCUCACCCGCGAGCUAAACUAACCCCAAGCACAGCCCCUCUAUCCCUGGAGCAGAGGAAGGUCUUUGUUACAUAUGAAGCAGACAGUGAAAAACAUGUCAAAGAGAUCAUCAAUUUUGUCGCCCUACUGAGACACAACGGUUUCUACACUCACAUUGACAUGUUUGAACAACAGUUCAAGAGCAUAAGCAAGAUCGACUUCAUGGAGAGAUACAUCAGCGAAAAAGACUAUCUGAUCAUCAUAGUCAUUAGUCCAAAGUAUCACGAGAUUGUGACCAAUGCCUCGUUUUUCAUGGAAAAUGAUGAAACACUCAACACUGUCUACAUACACAAGCAGUUACAAAACGAGUUCAUUCAGAACGGUGCCAGGAAUUACAGAUUCAUCCCCAUCUUGUUUCCCGGUGCUAAGAAGUGCCACGUACCUUCAUGGCUUCAAAGCACACAAAUCUUCACCUGGCCCAGAGACCGUGAUGAUAUUCUUCGUCGACUCAUGCGUGUUGAGAAGUACAACCCUCCACCCAUAGGAGAGCUGCCCACCAUUGUUUCCAUCCCCAUUUAGUUGGUUAGGUUUGUUUCUGUAUGUAGACCCAUGAUAUGUCAGUUUUAAACAGGCCUGGUAUCCGUUUUAAGUUUGUUUGCCCCCCUGAGCAACUAGAUGAGUGUUUAGUAUGUUAAAAUCCCUAAAGCUACAGUUAUUUGAGUAAUCUUUAUAGAAACCUCAUGUCAUAAUUAAUAUUUCACAACUCAUCAAUGAUAAAUAAGUCAGAAUGUGUCCAGACAUGUAGAAGAACUGCAAAUGCGAAUUACAUAUGUAUUAAGUUCAUGAGUUAGUUUGAGUGCUAUGAUUUUUGGAAGUUAGCUCAUUCUUUACUUUGUAUUAAGCUGAAUCGAAUUAUAAUUUGAGGGGCAAAAAAGAUCCAUUGUCAAUUGUGUAGUGAUGUGCUUCCACAGAAGUUACUUUCAAAACAAGCAGUUUUCUGUUGGUCAUUGACACAAAUCCAUUCGGCCAACUGAAACUCAUUGUGAAAUCUGCAUGGGGAAAUCUUUUGCUCCAUGCCAAGUUCUUGAUCUUGUGGAUUUCUAUUGAAAUAAAAAAAAUUUCCGCAAACAUUCAACAAACAAUGAUGAAUGUGACCACACCUUUGGACUUAAUGAAACUUUACUUUACUCACUAUAGUAGACCAGUAAUCUUCAAAGACACAAAUCUUUUCAUCAUUCUUCUUUGCUGUUGUGUGAACCUGAAAGAAGCCAGUACUACAAUAUCUUCACACACUGUACAGAGUUAAUUAUAACAAACCUCUUCUGCAUUGUGCCUUAGAAUUUCCCUUUGAGGCAUUAGAAUUGUGCCAGAAGAAAAAAAAACUUUCAUGUUGUGAACUUCACAUGGAGAUUUCAUCGUCAUUCGUGUUCUUAGAUAAUCAUAGUCUGUUUUUAAUAAAUAUAAACCCUUUUAAUAAAUGAAAUAAUCUGGAUGGUUUGUUAUAUAACUUGUACAAGAAUAGACAUCAGGGCUUUGAGGGACGAAAGUAUAACUCAUCUCAACUCAACCUUUUUAUAGAGCAUAUUUAAAAACAGUAGGCAUUAAACCAAAUGCUUUACUGUACAAAUUCAGUCAGAAUAAGUACGCUCACAGAAUAAUAUACAAGUACCAGUACAUAAAAGCAAAAAUGAUAGGAAUAGAAAAAGACCUUUUCAAUAAAAAAAGGGUGAUCUUACAUUAAGCAUUGGGAGAUUAUUCCAAAGUUGAGGGCCUACUAUAGAAAUGCAUGUACAGUUUAGUGUAGCAUGUUAUUGAAUGCACUGGUGGUGUUGGUUCAAUCAAAGAAACUGAAUUAAGUUGAAGAUGCUUGAAAUUUUAAUCAAUUAGGUGUGUGUGUGUGUGUGAGUGAGUGCAUGUUUAUGUAAUUGCAGUUGCCUAUUAAAAAAAGGUUGAAUGCUG